UCAACUGCCGAAAACAAUCGGAUCGACUCACCUUAUCUUGUGAAUUUGCGAAAAUGAAAACAAACGAAAUACGCGUAGAAUGUACAUCUCUGUACUCAGUUGAUGAACGAGUGAAAACAUUUAAUAACUGGCCAUUUAACGAUAAAAACAGAUGCAACGUCCGAAACAUGGCGGAGGCUGGAUUUUAUUCGGUUGCUACGGGAGACGACGAUGCUGAUGCCGCCAAGUGUUUUCUGUGCGGCAAGGAGCUGGAUGGUUGGGAGCCCAACGAUGACCCUUGGUCGGAGCACAAAAGUCACGCCCCAAAGUGCGCUUUUGCACAACUUGGAAAGAAAGAGGACGAACUUUUGUGUUCAGAGUUCCUGUCCGUGAUAAAACAGUACAUGAUCAACAAGCUGAAUCAAGAAGCUGAAGCUCUAAAAUCGUUACUUGAUGAUAAAGCCAAAACAGUGCGGAGAACUUGCUUGAAACUGUAAUCCG
Molecule: messenger RNA, 480 nt
Organism: Cydia amplana
Lineage: Eukaryota; Metazoa; Arthropoda; Insecta; Lepidoptera; Tortricidae
Gene: Det
Product: baculoviral IAP repeat-containing protein 5-like
Exons: 2
Coding region: 54-476 (140 amino acids)
Source: RefSeq, a predicted model, not a curated record